GAGGGUUGCUUAUCUUGAUGGGGCUUGAAAAGCCCGGUGGGGACCGGGGGCAGAAGAAGGCAGAGGCCUUGAGCGUGUCUUGUCUCAGGAACUAAAAACAGCAACACUUUUGGAUUUAGUACACAAUGAACUGUACUUCGGGUUUCUGGGAGGCCAGGGAUGUAUGGCCCACACAGGUGCUGGACCUGGGCAUCCUGUGAUGAUCCUUUCUAAGAGAGCUCUCCAAGAGAUUGCCCCACCAGAGAAGAGAAGCAAUGAGCGAGCUGUGAGUUUCAGACUGCUGCGUGUGGACCUCUAGGAAGACGUCUGGCAAGAGCUGGGUUCACUCGCUGAUACAAAUCUUGCUGGGUCACCUGGGAGGCUUCUCUGGGACAGGAUGAUGUCUGACAACAGCACUACCCUGCUGUGGGUCAAAAUUCCCUACAUCGCCAUGGAGGUUUUCAUUGGGCUCUGUGCCAUAGUGGGCAAUAUGCUGGUCAUCUGGGUGGUCAAGCUGAACCCCAGUCUGAGGACCACCACCUUCUUUUUCAUUGUCUCCCUAGCCCUGGCUGACAUUGCAGUUGGGGUGCUGGUCAUACCUUUUGCCAUUGUCAUCAGCCUGGACAUCCCAAUGUACUUCUACAGCUGUCUUUUCAUGUCCUGCAUGCUGCUGAUCUUCACCCAUGCCUCUAUCAUGUCCUUGCUGGCCAUCGCUGUGGACCGAUACCUGCGGGUCAAGCUCACGGUCAGAUCCAGAAUUCCUGAGGUCCUUGGGUUCUUCCUCUUGUUCCAGUUGAGUCCAGUCAUGGGGCUCUUCAUUCUGCUGUCCUUGGCUCUUCUUUCAGAUGCCAUGGUCAUGGACAAAAAGGUGAAGGAAAGUUUUGUGCUGGGCACAGCUUCUGCCAUCUGCAACUAUGAUGCCUACUAUAAGGACCACACCAAAUAUUGGUGCCGAGGCUACUUCCGGGAUUACUGCCACAUCAUUGCUUUGACUCCCAACAGCACAGACCGUGUGGCCCUGAAGGACACAGGAAGUCAAUUCAUCAUCACUGUGUCCUGCCUGACCAAGGCAGACACAGGCUGGUACUGGUGUGGCAUCCAGCGAGACUUUGCCAGGGACGACAUGGAUUUUACAGAGCUGAUUGUGACUGACAACAGAGGAGGCCAGGCCAAUGAGUUUUGGUCUGGAAAAGACUUGCCAGGCCACAAGAACAGAAGUUGCAGGGCUUCCAGAGUCAUCCACAAAGCCGACCGCUCCAGGAUGUCCAUUCUUAUCAUUUGCAUACUGCUUACCAGUUUGGGGAUCAUCUCUAUAAUUAGCCAUUUGUCCAAGAGAAGGAGAAGUCAAAGGAAUAGAAGGGUAGGCAACCCUCAGAAGCUCCUCCUAUAUGUCCUGACUCCAAAGGAAAUGGCUCAUACUGAACAGAUGUGACUGAAGAUUUCGUUUAUUUAGUUCAUAAAUGAGAACUAGUAUCACCAUGACAACUGUCCCACAUCUUGGGGACUGAUUCUGAUCUCUCAGAAGGACCCUCUAAACUCGCCAGCAAAUCAUUUGCAAUGGGUUAACAAUGGUGACAGAAAAGCUGUGGUAAAACACACUGAGCAAAGCUGCAAUCGAAUAACAUCUCCAGAUCUUAGUUCUCAUGCAUCUGGGUCAGGGGGUCAGAAAACCACUUUUAUUUGUUAUCCAAUAAAUUUCUGAUCAAUGUUUAAUGAACUCCAGGGUAUGACUAACUCUCCCAGGAUAUUACUGGAAAAAUCAUUUCUUGAAAAGUUCCUUAAAAAGUACAAUAUUGGGGCUGGGGAUAUAGCUCAGUUGGUAGAGUGCUUGCCUCGCAUGCACAAGGCCCUGGGUUCAAUCCCCAGUGCAC
Sciurus carolinensis (gray squirrel) is the source of this 1850-nucleotide messenger RNA. RefSeq names its product transmembrane domain-containing protein TMIGD3-like. Gene Ontology annotation, cellular component: plasma membrane. Gene Ontology annotation, molecular function: G protein-coupled receptor activity. The record is from RefSeq and is a predicted model, not a curated record. Gene Ontology annotation, biological process: G protein-coupled receptor signaling pathway. NCBI's taxonomy places the organism in Eukaryota, Metazoa, Chordata, Mammalia, Rodentia, Sciuridae.